GCAAGAUGAUGCACGAUAUGAUCGGCAAAUUCGUCUUUGGGGCGAUGAGGGUCAAUCUAGUAUUGGGCAUGCUAGUGUCUGUGUAUUGAGUGCAUCUGCUUUGGGAUGUGAAGUUAUCAAAAGUUUGGUACUUGCUGGUAUUAAAUCUGUGUAUAUUAUCGAUUCUGCCUUCAUAUGCAAACCAGAUUUAGGCAAUAAUUUUUUUGUUGACGAUGAGGUCGAUCAACCGAGAGCGAAAGUUGCACUACGAUUGCUUAUGGAGCUAAAUCCAUCAGUGGAAGGAAGUUUCGAUUUCGGAAAUCCUGAAGAUAUCAUUACCAGAGACAUGGAUUUUAUAAGACAGUUUGCUGUUAUUGUUGGAUGCAAUUUGAAUAUUGACGUUGCUGCACGAAUAAAUGAUUUUUUAUUUGAGAAAAAUAUACCUUUUAUUCACGCAAGAGCAUAUGGUUUUAUUGGAUUUAUACGAAUUUCCGUUCAAGAACACACAAUUAUUGAUACACACGAAGAGAAUGUAUCACCUGAUUUAAGGCUUGACUGUCCGUUUCCGGCAUUAUCUGAAUUGGUAGAAUCGAUAGAUCUAAGUGGGAUGCCUUAUGAUGCGCAUUCCCACACACCAUAUUUAAUUUUAUUUUUGAAAGCGCUCGCGUUAUGGCGAGAGAAGUAUGGCCGAGAUGAUUUUCCGGAUAGUCGUGAAAAAAGAAAAACAUUUGAAACGAUUUUUAUGUCACUACGGAUGCCACACCCCGAAAAUGGAUCCAUUCAGGAAGAAAACUUUGCCGAAGGUCACACCGCAAUGAUUCGCUCAUUGAAAAAAACAACGAUACCAUUGGGGGUAAAAGAGUUACUGGAUCAUCCAAAAGCACAACAACCAGAUUUGACACGAUUUUGGUUAUUGACCGCAGCCCUGCGGCGUUUUGUCACUGUCCACGGAGUUCUGCCUGUACGAGGUAGUUUGCCUGAUAUGAUCAGUGAUUCGGAAAGCUAUGUUCUUUUAGUGGCAAAGUUUCGUGAUAAGGCUAAACAAGAUGCGAAGGAGGUGAUGAGUUAUCUUCAUGAAUUUCUUUCGGAGCAAGGUAUAUCAACUGAUAUCAUUAAAUUUUCUGAUUGCGAAUUUUUCUGCAAAAAGGCUGCCUUUCUACGAGUACAACAUGGAACGACUAUUGCUCAGGAAAUGAAGUCAUCGUUGGAGGAAGUGUUCAAUGACAUACGAAAUGCGGACUUGACGCCUAAUUCCGUGACAGGUGUUCCUGAAAUAUCACCAGCGGUAUGGUAUAUUUUAUUGCGAGCUAUUGAUAGGUUUCAUUCCGAAAAAUCGCGUUUCCCAGGAACAAAUGGUGUACCAUGCACUAUAGAUGCUUAUGAUCUUAAUGCAAGAGUAGUUGACUUAAUCACGGAGAUUAGAUUAGAGGAUAGAAGCGAAAUGCUGAAAAAAAUCCCGCAGAUAGCAAUCGAUGAAAUGUGUCGUUAUGGUGCUUCUGAAUUGCAUGUUAUCGCUUCGUUCAUUGGUGGUAUUACUGCACAAGAAGUGAUAAAAUUAAUUACACAUCAGUACAUACCGCUCGAUAAUACAUUUGUUUUUGAUGGCCAUACGCAGCGUGCUCAAACAUAUCGACUGUGA
Acanthocheilonema viteae is the source of this 1618-nucleotide messenger RNA. NCBI's taxonomy places the organism in Eukaryota, Metazoa, Nematoda, Chromadorea, Rhabditida, Onchocercidae. The record is from the annotation of a GenBank genome assembly.